AUGUUUGGUAAAGACUCGCCCAGUGCCCCUCCCAGCCCCCAUGCGAGACCUCCCAGCCCCCAUGUGAGACCUCCCAGCCCCCAUGCGAGACCUCCAGGCCCCAUGCGAGACCUCCCAGCCCCCCCAUGCGAGACCUCCAGGCCCCAUGCGAGACCUCCCAGCCCCCCUGCGAGACCUCCCAGCCCCCCCCGUGAGACCUCCAGGCCCCAUGUGAGACCUCCCAAGCCCCCCCGUGAGACCUCCCAGCCCCCCGCGAGACCUCCAGGCCCCAUGCGAGACCUCCCAGCCCCAUGUGAGACCUCCCAGCCCCCCCGUGAGACCUCCCAGCCGCCCUGCGAGACCUCCCAGCCCCCAUGCGAGACCUCCCAGCCCCCCCGUGAGACCUCCCAGCCGCCCUGCGAGACCUCCCAGCCCCCCUGCGAGACCUCCAGGCCCCAUCCCCCCCGCGAGACCUCCAGAGCCCCAUGCGAGACCUCCCAGCCCCAUGUGAGACCUCCCCAGCCCCCCCGUGAGACCUCCCAGCCGCCCUGCGAGACCUCCCAGCCCCCCCUGCGAGACCUCCCAGCCCCAUGCGAGACCUCCCAGCCCCCUGCGAGACCUCCCUGCCCCCCAUGCGAGACCUCCCAGCCCCCCUGCGAGACCUCCCAGCCCCCUGCGAGACCUCCCAGCCCAUCUGCGAGACCUCCCUGCCCCCCAUGCGAGACCUCCAGGCCCCAUGCGAGACCUGCUCCAGCCCCGCUGCGAGACCUCCCAGCCCCCCCCGUGAGACCUCAGGCCCCAUGCGAGACCUCCAGCCCCCCCGUGAGACCUCCCAGCCACCCCGUGAGACCUCCCAGCCCCCCUGCGAGACCUCCCAGCCCCAUGCGAGACCUCCCAGCCCCUGCGAGACCUCCAAGCCCCAUGCGAGACCUACCACCCCCCCCUGCGAGACCUCCCAGCCCCAUGCGAGACCCUCCCAGCCCCCCCUGCGAGACCUCCCAGCCCCAUGCGAGACCUCCCAGCCCCCCCUGCGAGACCUCCCUGCCCCCCCUGCGAGACCUCCCAGCCCCUGCGAGACCUCCAGCCCAUGCGAGACCUCCAGCCCCCCGUGAGACCUCCCAGCCCCUGCGAGACCUCCCUGCUCCCUGCGAGACCUCCCAGCCGCCCUGCGAGACCUCCCUGCCCCCCCUGCGAGACCUCCCAGCCCCUGCGAGACCUCCCUGCCCCAUGCGAGACCUCCCAGCACCAUGCGAGACCUCCCAGCCCCUGCGAGACCUCCCUGCUCCCCUGCGAGACCUCCCAGCCCCAUGCGAGACCUCCCAGCCCCCCCUGCGAGACCUCCCAGCCCCAUGCGAGACCUCCCAGCCCCCCCUGCGAGACCUCCCAGCCGCCCUGCAAGACCUCCCAGCCCCAUGCGAGACCUCCCAGCCCCUGCGAGACCUCCCAGCUGCCCUGCGAGACCUCCCAGCCCCCUGCGAGACCUCCCAGCCCCCUGCGAGACCUCCCAGCCCCUGCGAGACCUCCCAGCCCCCCCGUGAGACCUCCCAGCCCCUGCGAGACCUCCCAGCCCCCCUGCGAGACCUCCCAGCCCCUGCGAGACCUCCCAGCCCCCCUGCGAGACCUCCCAGCCCCCCUGUGAGAACACUGGAGGGCAGGCAUACUCUGCAAGACGAGGACAGGAACAGGAAGCGAUGGCUUUGCAAAGAAGGGGACGUCUAUUGA
This is a messenger RNA of Lampris incognitus (smalleye Pacific opah), 1701 nucleotides long. RefSeq lists its product as uncharacterized. The transcript has 2 exons. The record is from RefSeq and is a predicted model, not a curated record. The coding region runs from base 1 to 1701 and encodes 566 amino acids. NCBI's taxonomy places the organism in Eukaryota, Metazoa, Chordata, Actinopteri, Lampriformes, Lampridae.